GAUGACUGUGCGAUGCACAGGAAGUCAGGAAUGUUCAGAAGGAAGUUCAGGUAGUGUGAUUCACAGACAUCGCUCUUUUUUUAUGUACGGCACAGAGGCAGGGACAGUGCUGAGUUUUCCGCUACCUUGUUGGUUAGAUUGUGUCCUUGGAAUCCUUGGAGGACUACCUGGCAUCCAUCCAUGCCCCCAAUUUAUGGUGUGUGGAGGUCGCCAUAUAUAUCCAUCAGCUUGCUCUCUCUCUCUCUCUCUGCUUCUGCUGCUUGCUUUGCUUCAGACACUUGACACUACUCACUAGCUAGCAAGUGCCUCCUCAGUCCUCACCAUGACCCUCAUGAGCCUGCUGCGGCUACCGGGGGAACAUUGCUCCUUGUCGCCGGCGACGCUGGCGGCGUGGUGGUCUCUUUUGCUCCUGGCUGUCAUCGGAAGCAGCGGCUCACCGGUGCUGGCGGGUUGCUACACGCGCAUCUUCAGCUUCGGCGACUCGCUGACAGACACAGGAAACUACGUCCACCUGACGGCCACCAGCCACAGCCCCUACGGCGCGCCGCCGUACGGGAGGACGUUCUUCGGCAAACCUACUGGCCGCGCCAGCGACGGACGCCUCGUCAUCGACUUCAUCGCGGAAGAGUUGGGGCUGGCGAAGGUGACGGCGAUCCAGGCGGGCACGGCGCCGGGGGACUUCCAGAGCGGCGCCAACUUCGCCAUCAUCUCGGCCACCGCCAACAACGGCUCCUUCUUCGCGGGCAACGGCAUGGACAUCAGGCCUUUCUCGCUGGACACGCAGAUGCUGUGGUUCAGGACCCACCUCCGCGAGCUCGUGCAGGCGGCGUCCCCAGCGGCGCAGCAGAACGGCAGCGCCGCCGCCGCGCUGCUGAGCGGCGCGCUGGUGGCGCUGGGCGAGAUCGGCGGCAACGACUACAACUUCGCCUUCUCCCGGGGCGUGCCGCGGGACGAGGUGCGCCGGUUCGUGCCGGCCGUGGUGGACAAGCUGGCGGGCGCCAUGGAGGAGCUCAUCGCGCUGGGGGCGCGCGCCUUCGUGGUGCCCGGGAACCUGCCCUUCGGCUGCACGCCGCUGUACCUGCAGCGGUUCCGCGCCAACGGCGGGUGGUGGGACUACGACCCGGCCACGGGAUGCCUCGCCUGGUUCAACCGCUUCGCCCAGUACCACAACCGGGUGCUCACCGCCCGCCUCGACAAGCUCCGCCGCCUGCACCCGGACGUCACCAUCGUCUACGCCGACUGGUACGAGGCCACCAUGAGCAUCUUCCAAGCCCCCGGGAAGCUAGGGUUCACAAACGCUCUGCGGACUUGCUGCGGGAACCAGACCGUGCCGUGUGGCAUGCCGGGGUGCUCCGUCUGCAAGGACCCGUCCACGUUCGGGUCCUGGGACGGGACGCACCCGACGCAGGCGGUGUACAAGGUGAUCGCCGACGGGGUGCUGCACGGGCCGUACGCGUCCCCUGUUCCUCUCGCCGAGACUUGCCCUCCCACCACAUGAUGAGAGCAGCAAUCAGACAAUCAGCAGCCUGAUCUGCUUGGAUGGUCGUCGUCCUCUGAUGAUGCUUAGAAGAUUCAUAUAUAAUUGUCAGCUUUUAUAGAGUGGUAACAUCUGAAUUACACACUUGUGAAUUUUUAAGGACGGUACAAUAGCUUUGUUUCAGAAUACAGGUGAGGUUGACAUAUUUCAAUAGCAUACACACGAAGCAUUGAAGUGAUUUUUUUUUUAUGAGAACGCAAUGAAGUGAUGAUUGGGUUUAUAAAAACAUUAUUGUUAUGGUCCUGCACCCCUUCCUCCGAAACAUCAUUGCAACAAGAACCAUUCACGGCUA
Sorghum bicolor (sorghum) is the source of this 1829-nucleotide messenger RNA. RefSeq names its product GDSL esterase/lipase At1g31550. The transcript is spliced from 3 exons. NCBI's taxonomy places the organism in Eukaryota, Viridiplantae, Streptophyta, Magnoliopsida, Poales, Poaceae. The record is from RefSeq and is a predicted model, not a curated record. Bases 323 to 1498 code for a protein of 391 amino acids. Gene Ontology annotation, molecular function: hydrolase activity, acting on ester bonds.